Molecule: messenger RNA, 578 nt
Organism: Chenopodium quinoa (quinoa)
Lineage: Eukaryota; Viridiplantae; Streptophyta; Magnoliopsida; Caryophyllales; Amaranthaceae
Exons: 3
Coding region: 196-462 (88 amino acids)
Source: RefSeq, a predicted model, not a curated record
AUGAUUUAUUCAGCCCACAGAAUUUAAAAUGAAGUUUUCUGUGCACUAUAUAUACAUAAUUCUACGCGUAAUUUUUAUACAUAAAUACACAAAUAACUAAUUGACUUAUAUCCCAAGUACUCUAUACCAAAGAGGUAAAAUCAUUUAAAAGUUCGUCCUUCAAGCUCAAUUUAUUGUCAAAAAAAAAAACCCGAAAUGGGACGUUGGAUCAAGCCCGAUGUAUAUCCACUAAUAGCAGCAAUGUCAUAUGUCACCGGUAUGUGCAUAUUUCAGCUAACAAGGAAUGUGCUACUAAACCCUGAUGUCAGAAUCAACAAAGCUCAUAGAACAACAGCAGUGCUGGAAAACUACGAGGAAGGAGAGAAAUAUGCAGAGCAUGGCUUUCGCAAGUUCUUAAGGACUCGUUCUCCCGAAGUUAUGCCUACUAUCAACCAUUUUUUCUCCAACACCGGAAAAGAAUAAUUUCACUAGCUAUAUUGUUUUAUUUGAUUUUAAUGUAGUACAAAGUAUUUGAAUAAUAGUUUUAAUUUGUUUCAAAGUUGUUAAACUAUAUAUGAGAUCAUUAUAUUAUUGAGUAG